Hippopotamus amphibius kiboko is the source of this 474-nucleotide messenger RNA. RefSeq names its product ATP synthase F(0) complex subunit C1, mitochondrial-like. The transcript has 3 exons. Gene Ontology annotation, biological process: proton transmembrane transport; proton motive force-driven ATP synthesis. The record is from RefSeq and is a predicted model, not a curated record. Gene Ontology annotation, molecular function: proton transmembrane transporter activity. NCBI's taxonomy places the organism in Eukaryota, Metazoa, Chordata, Mammalia, Artiodactyla, Hippopotamidae. Bases 1 to 411 code for a protein of 136 amino acids.
AUGGACAGGUUUGCCAUCAAGGCAGGUGUCCGCUGCUGGUUCAUUUCGUGGCUACCCCUGGCCCCAAACCAGCCUAGGUCGAGGACGGACAGUUUCAACCAGAUCCUGUCUGAACAGCCUUCUUACAGCAGUGUCCCACUCCAGGUAGCCAGUCGGGAAUUCCAGACCAGUGUUGUCUCCCAGGACAUUGACACAGCGGCCAAGUUUAUUGGCGCUGGGGCCACCACAGUUGGUGUGGCUGGUUCAGGGGCCAGCAUUGGAACAGUGUUUGGCAGCUUGAUCACUGGCUAUGCCAGGAACCCGUCUCUCAAGCAGCAGCUCUUCUCCUAUGCCAUUCUGGGCUUUGCCCUGUCUGAGGCUAUGGGGCGCUUCUGUUUGAUGGUCGCCUUCCUCAUCCUCUUCGCCAUGUGAGGCUCCAUGGAGGUCACCUACCCACCCCUGCUGCUUUGACUCCAGGCCAUGCCCGGUGCUGGA